AUGUCUCUGUCUGGCAAAGUCGUCCUCAUCACCGGCUCCUCCAAGGGAAUCGGCAAAGCCGCCGCCCUUCGCGUCGCUAUCGAGGGUGCCAACGUCGUAAUUAAUUAUCUUCGCGACCCGGCUGCAGCCAACACUCUUGUCGACCAAAUCGGCGCCGACCGCGCCCUUGCUGUCCAAGCCGAUGCCUCAAAGAUGGCCGACCUCGAUCGCCUCGUCGAUGCUGCAGUAGCAAGAUUUGGCAAGAUCGAUGUCCUAAUUCCAAACGCCGGAAUCCUUCCACUUAGAGACUUGGAGCAUACCACUGAAGAGGACUUUGACCGAACCUACAAUCUGAUGGUAAAGGGACCAUACUUCCUGGCCCAGAAAGCCGUUAGGCAUAUGCCCUCUGGCGGACGAAUCAUCUUUGUCUCCACCUCAACCGCUCGGUUCGCAAGUGUUGCCCCCGCAUACCUACUCUACACCUCCUCCAAAGGCGCGAUCGAGCAGAUGACCCGCAUCAUGGCUAAGGAUUUGGCGCGAAGGGGCAUCUUGGUGAAUGCGGUUGCUCCCGGUCCAACAUCAACCGAGCUCUUCCUCGAGGGAAAGCCGGAGCAAAUGAUCAAGGCUAUCUCUGGGUUUAGUCCUUUCAAUCGGAUUGGCGAGCCCGAGGAAAUUGCAGCAGUUAUGGCGUUUUUGUCGGGGAAGGACAGCAGUUGGAUCUCAGGCCAGGUUGUGGCUGUGAAUGGAGCUAUGGCAUGA
Penicillium cataractarum is the source of this 738-nucleotide messenger RNA. RefSeq names its product putative oxidoreductase, short-chain dehydrogenase/reductase family. The coding region runs from base 1 to 738 and encodes 245 amino acids. The record is from RefSeq and is a predicted model, not a curated record. The transcript has 2 exons. Lineage: Eukaryota; Fungi; Ascomycota; Eurotiomycetes; Eurotiales; Aspergillaceae.